Messenger RNA from Symbiodinium natans, 279 nucleotides. The record is from the annotation of a GenBank genome assembly. NCBI's taxonomy places the organism in Eukaryota, Dinophyceae, Suessiales, Symbiodiniaceae.
AUGGAGAGCAUUGGAACGGAGCUUGUCCUGAACGAAGCAUCGAUGCACGGCCCAGAAGUGGUCUUGGAGCCGCUUCUCAGGGAGGCCAUUGAUGCCCAAGAGGCGGACCGAAUGAGUGCCAUCACCAUGCUUGCCAUCCUGAGGGAAUUGGUGACAAGACUCGAUGGCGAAGCCUUGGGCCACGACAGUCGAGGCCACAUGCUCGACCUUCCGGCAACACCACCGCGUGCUGGCAACUCAGAAACUGUAGAGGCUGUAAUUAGAGAAGAAGUUGCUUGA